CACACACACACAAUCUCGCUGUGUAUUAGAGCUUCUCUGAUUUUUGGUCAUUUCGUCCCUGACACUCGAUUGAGGAACAUCACACACUCACAGUAAAGUAAAGUAAAGGCACGGUAGAGAGGGGUUUCCCUAUGACGUCACCCACCGGCGAAGCCCCGCCCCCUCCUCGUACAACACACAGAAACUGGUGGUUCCCGUUUUCGUUCUCGGAUGCGCGCGCGAUACCGACUGUCUCUCUUCUGCUCGGUGGAAAUGCUUCGUGGUUAUCUGUGGCACUGGCAACCCGAGGUCUUAGACAAUGCUCUGGUUCCAAGACAAAAUACUUUUACAGUCUGGAAUGAGAGUCUUUUUCUGAUCGUAUCCUCUUAAUUGUCUUUGCUGGUGCGCCAAAACUUCAGAACAUUCAAACAUCUUGUAAAAAGAAGACAGGAGCUGUUUUUAAAAUGUUCCUGUUAGUUGGCAUCUCAGCGCUACUGCUAGUAAGCGCAGAGAAAAGUCCUGUAGAAGUGUAUCUGCAAGGGAUUGUGGGUAGAAGUGUACAUAUGCGCUGUGUUCUGGACGGCCCACACAGCAUUGAUGGGGUUUACUUCCAGACGAAAGACAGUAAUGGAAGUGUGGUCUUUAUCAACGGGUAUUACUCCAAUAAACCGAUUGAUUUAAGAGAUGAGUACGUAAAUCGCACCAUCAUCAACAAAUCGCAACUCAGCAUGGAACUUCUCAACCUCACUCUAGACGAUAUGAGAGAGUACGAGUGUAUCCCAUUGUCCUUUAAAGAUGAAAAAAAUAAAACCAAGUUCCAUCUUACAGUUACAGCUAACUACAGCAUUCCCAACAUAACUGUCCACGGUUGCGGAAUCGACCCAGGUGCCCAUAACUGCGUGAUUACUUGCUCCUCAUCAGGAGGAUUCCCCAAAAGCAAUGUUACCUGGAAUGUGGCUGGGGGCAACAUGAGGAGGGAAGAAGGAGAACUUGUAUUAACGCAAGACAAACAUUUAAAAGUUUGGAACGUGACUCAGUAUGUUGCGCUUAACUGCAGCCGAAUGCUUAACAUAACCUGCUCUGUUGGGGGAGUUGUGUCACAGGCUGUCAGUGUGUGUCUACCUGUGCAUGUCAUCGACAUUACAACAGUUGCGUGUGCAGUGCUGUUGCUGGUGUCCUUUGUAAUUGUGAUUAUUGUUGUCAUAAAGUGGAGAACAAGACCGGUCAGAAUACCCUCAGAAAAUCGCGCAACAGAUGCCGAGCUUGCAAGUUUAAACUCAGGUCAGGCUGGAUGAACACGGCAAAACACACACUUUCUGAAAACUUGAACUGAAGGUCCGUGUGUGUGUCUGUGUGUGUGUUUGUGUGUGUGGUGGGCAGAUGAAGGAGCAGAUGGGCCGACCGAACGUCUACACACACUCUCCAGCUAACGGACAAGUGCAAUUUAAAGUCAGACUGUGGCUACUGAAAAGACAACCGCAGUACAACUCUUAAACUUUUUUUUUUUUAGCUUUAGGAAAACAUUUUUUUUUCUUUUUAAAAACUUUUUUAAUGAAAUGUGAUAUUUCAUAUUUGACACGAUGAUAUAUUAUAAGACUGACAAUGUUAGCGUGCAUGAUUCAGGCCCGUAACAGAUCAAUUAGCUUUACAGUAAAAUAACGUUUGUGUAGAUUAGCUUAACACUCGUCCAGUAUAGAAUUUAUCUUGGAUAACUUAGACUGCAUUUAUAGACUACAUUUGAGAUGCCAUUAUCUACAUGGAGAUAUAAUCACUUAACAUAUCGGCUUGCUAGCUAGCUAGCUACUGUAGUGCAAACAUAGUUUAACGGGAAAUCAAUUCAAGACAGACAUGUUUGUGUAAAAACCUCUCAGGGAAAAGAAGUAUUAUAUUAUGUAUUUCUUUCUUAACCUUAAAGGGAUGGUUUAAAGUCCACAGGAUUUAUUCCUGUGAUUACUUUUAAAACAUGUACACUCUGUGAGAUGUAGUGCACUAUUUAAACCGUAAAUAUACCUCUCAGAAUAAAGAGCGCAACACUGGACAUCGGACACAGCUACACCGACGGCUGAUUCCAGAGUCGACUCAGUUUGGGAAUCGUUGGAAUCGAUUCGUUGAGUCGAUUCCUUAUAAAAGUUUUCUCUAUUCCAGAAACCAAAACAAAGGAGAAAAGUUAUCCAUCAGAAUUUGCAGUGCAAUAUUAAUUAAGUGCACGAUGCAGCUACAGACUGCCAUUAAACAUAUACUACUGAGCAGUGUUUUGCUAAUUUAUUUCUUCCAUGUUGAAUCUGACGAUCGGAAAAUAAAUGCCGAUGUUUUAGCACUAAAUAGUUCAACUCUGGAUAUUAACUAGCUAGCUACUAGUUAGUUAAAGUGGCUACGUUGUUUUCUAAUAUUUUGUUUAAUUUGGGCAUUUGUGGCACACAAAUUCAGCUGGCAAGUCAAAUUAGAGAGCAAAUGUCGCAAGCUAGCUAAAGUGUGCCUGAUUAACUUCCGACAGCUGCUUUGGCUAUGAGUUGUGGUUUAAUCGUUUGUUUGUUUUUGUUUUAAUGAUGUAUGUUAAAUGUUGGACGUGUGUUGUGAAGGCACGAGGUGUGUGUGCCAGCUACAUCGUCACUGUGUGGAAACAAGUCCUGUGCUUUGGAUUAGCACAGAACCCCCAGAGUGUUCCAGAACACUGAACAAUUUUUGCUCUACUACUUUUAAAUGCAUUUUACUGUUCAACUAAGAAUCAUUCUGUGAUCAUUCAUCAUACUGUUGAAUCGAAUCAUUCGCUAGCUAGCAUAAAUAGAGUGGUCUACAUGUUGAUACAUUCACAGUGUAGGCGUGGCUAAUGCUAGCAUUUUCCUAACGCUAGUUCUCACAGUUUUUAUUCACUUUAAGGAAAGUUCUCUAGAUUUUUUUUUUAUUAUUGCCACGCAUUACACGUACGUGUACUCGUGUGUGUACAUAUAUAUAUAUAUAUAUAAAACGGAGAUGCUUGGGAGUCUGUUCUAUGUUCUCCAUCAUCAAUUUACUUUAAGAACAAAAGAUCAUCUCUUCAGUGUGGACAUAAAAACACUGUGCUUGUACACAGGAAGCCUUAUGAUGUUCCUGAACGUUCUGAUGUUUCAUUUUGUAAAUGACAUUCGUUCAUUUAUGGCAAUUGUAUUUAUAUCAAUAAAAAUAUUCGUUUUUUUUUUAAAA
Molecule: messenger RNA, 3159 nt
Organism: Tachysurus vachellii
Lineage: Eukaryota; Metazoa; Chordata; Actinopteri; Siluriformes; Bagridae
Exons: 9
Coding region: 444-1274 (276 amino acids)
Biological process (GO): negative regulation of T cell proliferation; immune response; cellular response to lipopolysaccharide
Cellular component (GO): external side of plasma membrane
Source: RefSeq, a predicted model, not a curated record